AAUAAUGGUUGUUAGGCACCGUUUUUGUUAUAAGAAAGAGGAAGAAGGAAAGUUGGCAGCAUGGUCUUUUCUUUUUCUCAUAACCAUUAUCAAUUAAACUUUUUCUCCAAAGAUGAAAAGCAAAAGCAUCUGUUUCUGCAUCAGAGGGCGCCACAGCAAGAGAAAGGAAAGCAAAGUGGAAGAUUUGGAGAAACAUGUGAAGCCUAAUUACAAGGUGAAAACAAAAGGGUGUGAUCCAAGAAGUUUUGUUGGUGAUGGUGGUGACAGCAAUGUUCAUGGAGGCAGCAUGGUUGGUAGCAAUGAUGCAGGAGUGAGUGUUGCUGUGAUGAGUGCAGCUCAUAUGUCAUUGAUGAUUGGAAAUGAAGAUGGAUUUGGAAAUGGGCAUAUGGGGGAAUCUGGUGCAGAUGCUGCUGGUGACUGAUAUGUCAUACUCAGAUGUUACUGUCAAACAUAAAACUUUCAUGUACUUCCUUAAUAAAUGUUUCUUUUUGGUGUUGUUCUUUAACUGUAAUAGUUAUAUUUUAAUGCUACUUCUUGUAAUGUUAAGUAUUGUGGAGUUUCAAUUUUGAUAGUUAUCAUUCUUUUCAUGCAAAGUUAACUGUAUUGCUACCUAAGGAUUUUGUUUGUCAGAAGUAAGACUUUCGAAUCA
Vigna radiata var. radiata (mung bean) is the source of this 649-nucleotide messenger RNA. RefSeq lists its product as uncharacterized. The transcript has a single exon. Bases 113 to 421 code for a protein of 102 amino acids. NCBI's taxonomy places the organism in Eukaryota, Viridiplantae, Streptophyta, Magnoliopsida, Fabales, Fabaceae. The record is from RefSeq and is a predicted model, not a curated record.